AUGUGUUCGUCAGGAAUUUACCUGAGAAAGAAUUUAGUGCUUCCAGCGGGGAGAGCUAUAGUUGUUGGUUGCAUUUGUGAAAAAGUUCAUUCAGAUGACUUGAUAGCCACACUUGUACAACAGUGUCACCAAUCCCAAUUUACUGUGCAAAGAAUCAUUGUGACCGUUGGGGAUAACGAGGCCUUGCUCUUUGAAGCCUUAAAUGUGAAUGAUGAAAUUCAGAAAGUCCUAUCCAAGUACGAAGAAAUGAAUAAAUCCUCAGGGAUUCCCCGGGAGCCAGAACCUGCAAUGAUAUCUAUUGCUGUUGAGCCUGAUGAAUCGCCUCGUUUAGGCAAAGAAGAGGCCCUGAUAAGAAAACCACCGAGCUCUCAUGGUGGAGCCACUAAGAAAGCAGGUGGAACAUCUGAAGUGGGGCAUGAUACAAAAAAACAACAAUCAUCACCAAAAGAUGAUCUGAUCAGCUUUUGA
Molecule: messenger RNA, 468 nt
Organism: Ilex paraguariensis (yerba mate)
Lineage: Eukaryota; Viridiplantae; Streptophyta; Magnoliopsida; Aquifoliales; Aquifoliaceae
Source: the annotation of a GenBank genome assembly